AUUAUAAAAAUAAAAGAAUUAUAGAAAUAAAAAGAAGAGAUGGUGAGAAUAUUGAAAAAGCCUUUGAAUUUCAGAAUAUCUUACCUUGAAGAAUAAUUAUCCUCGGGAUAGAAUAUUUAGAAAUAGAAAGAAGUUAGGACUAAAUCCAGCUGUUUACAUUUUCACUCACGUUGCAGGAGCUCGCGUGAAUUCAUUACUUACCCAUAGCCGAACAAGCUGUUUCUCGAAAGUAAAAGAAACGUUCCUCAAUAUUCAUUAGACUCGUUCCUCUUUCGACGGAAAGGGAAAAACUCUGGCGUUAGUUUGUGAAUAAUAAACGUAAACAGAGGUAAGGAGGAUCGAUGGAAGUGUACGAAGAGCAUUUCGGAAGCGUCUCAGUCAAACUCCGUCGAUUUUGACAAGUUGCCAAGCGUUUGAAACCGGGUUGCAUAAUGUUCUUCGUCGAAAAAUCAUUUUCCAUCUUACGGCUGUCGAUGGCUCUUCGAAAAUAAGCAACAAACGAGAGCAGAACAGCGCGAACGAGAGACAAUGAUCGAUUUCGCGAUCCCUAAUGCAUCGACCGAUCGAUUUAACGAGGCCGCAAGGUAAAGCGAACGUUGAAUUUCGUGUGGUCAUCGCCGCAAAAAUAUUUGCCCUCUGUUUGAAAAUAUUUUAUCAGCCCGCGCAAAUGUUUGACUUUCGAUAAUGGAUACGGUGUAACGAGGUUUCGCGCAGUUAAGUGAAACAGUGUUGCUAACUGUGUGUUUUAUAGCUAUUCGACGACGUGCAACGAAGUUUGUUAACGUCUUUGUUCCGUUGCGAAAUCAUUUGACGGAAGCAAACGAAUAUUUGUGUGCCAGGUUGACACUUUGAUAUUACCUUUGGAGUCGAGCAUGUAACUCGAUUUUCCGAUUGAAGAGAACUCCUCACUGAUGAUAUUUCAAUAUUGACUCGAAUUCGAAAAUGUUGUCUUUAUCUUAUACCAAAUCGCAAGAACGCAUCUGAAGUUCAAGAGUGAUUUAUAACAGGAUCUCAGAGGAAUCGAAGAAAUGGUGACACUUCGAUAUUGAUGUCUCUCUUGGAAUUGUAGAUGCGAUUUUCAGGCUUGAAGUACUUUUAUAGUAAAAAUUAUUCUUCAAUUUUUGCAGAAACGAAGAAAAAUGAACCCGUUUCAAAUUCAGCAGAGAUUCAUAAAAUAACCCAAACGAUUUGUGCCAAAUCGCAAAGCUCAUUAAAUUGAUGAUUCUUCGUUUUAUUAUCUCCGAACGCAAGGAUAUCGUGCGAAGAACCCAGAGCGAUUCUGUGAAAUCGUUAAGGAACCCUCGAAAGUUGAGGCGAUCGAAGCCCGCGGCAAGAAACGACGAGAGGCUUGCGAACCGGAAACAUGAAGAACGCUCACCCGAUUAUAAGAGCCGCGUCGUCGAGUCUGGUCAAUCCGGAUUCCUCGUCGUCGAGCGAACUUGCGGAACCGAUCAUCAGAUUGAAGGUGGAUAAACCGCUGCACUGGGAGUGGGAGCUGACCACGUCCGCAGACACGCUUCCUGUCAUCCAGCUGUUGGACAAAGAUGGUCGCCUGUUGGUGGAGACGACUGGAAGAACAGCGCAGAGAGCCAGAGGAUCUUUUCGAGAAGGUCUCAGGUCUCACGAGGAGUUUCCAACGAGCGAGAGGACCGUUUCAUCGUCGUUUUCGUCGUCGUCCACUCCUAGCACGAUUAUACUACCAGCACGAGGGAAUAGGAACGUCGAUGGGUUCAGCACGAAAUUUGGAAGCUGCGACUUCGGUUACAAGCCGAGAAAAUCGAGAAGCGAAGUGACGGUUAAAGAAAGAGAGAAAAAGGGGAAGAAGAGACACUCGGUUAAUUUCGAAAGAAAAGAAAACGAGGAAACAAAAGCGAACCCGAAGAGGUACUCCUUGGGUGAUUAUCUACGACAGCAGAUCAUCGAUGACCUUCGAACGAAGAGCACUUUCGGGAAGAGUCCGGAGGAGCUCGCAAAGGAGAGGUGCAAGAAGGUGAAGGCUUACUUCAGGAGUCAGAGCGAGACUCUGCCCAGACUCGUCCACGUUGAAGAGGAGACCAGCGACGAGCCGAAAUCAAGGAUCGACGAAGAGGAAGUGCGAAGCAAGAGGAUCGAGGAGGGUCUGAAUCGUCUUCGAGCGGCGAUUAAACAAGAACCAUCGGAUGAAGAUACGGGUAAUAUAAGAAGUGCUAUCAAGAAGGAGGAGCUGGAGAAGGUGAAAGCGUUCCUGCAGAGGAAGAUCCAGCAGAAGAUGGAUCAGGAACGAUCCCGAAGCUCGAGCAGAUGCGACAUGCAGACAGGUGGAAUUAAAAAGAGGUACUCGGAUUACGCUCCUGCCGAGGACCCGAGAGGUUAUCGCACCCGAAAGGUGCGCAGCGAGACGAGCGUCUUCAAGUAUGAGCCGGAAAUUCAUCCGAAGGACAGGCAGAAAGUGAGGAGGGAGAGAUCGAAGACCAACAGGUCACCUAUCGAGGACUCCUUCCGACAGAGGUCUCUUCGUCGCUCCGGAGGCAGGAAUCCUGAAACGUUCGAAUUGAGCGAUCGACAGAGAUCCCAAACUCGGGAAUCCAACGGUUUCGAGAAACGGAAGUUGUACCGAAAGACGAAGAGCGACGUGCUGCUGGGUCGGAUGGGAGCGAGCUUCGACUCGGAACAGGAGAAUCCUCCGAGGCGCAUCAGGAGUCAGGACAACGUCGACCUCUCCUGGCGGGAAUACAAAGAAAGGAAAAAACAGGAGAAGCUGCAGCAUGAAUUAGAGAAAGAUGCGAAAGAGGAGGACUUUAUGAGUAAACCGAGGUGGAAGGAUCUCCAGCCGGAUCUGUGCACCUUCAAGAACUGCAAGGUCUGUCAGAACUUGCGGAAUUGCGUGAAUCCUUUCGAGCGACGCGACAGCCGACGAAUCCCCAAGGACCCGCCGCUGAAGGAUUCUUCCGACGUGAUUUCCGAUUGCUCGAGACCGAGUACUAGCCUACAGGAAAAUUACUUGGUCGUUGAUAAACUGUCCGAUACCUCGAGGAAUCCUCUGACAACGAGUGAAGGGAACGGUGCGUCUAAUUUGAACUCUCCCGAUUGCGGUUACAAUACCAUUCCCAGGAACGCGUUUAAGGAUUACAAGGACCUGUACGCUCGAUCGAACGUGAAGAAGAGCGACACGUUUAAGAUCGUGGACGGCAGCGAAGAGCCAGAAGAGACGGGGCGUACGGACGAUUCUAAAGUAGACGAAUCGGUUGACGGUUUCGAUUGCUUGAAAGGAGAAGGCGUGCUGACGAACAAGUCGAACGAGGACAUUGCCAGAGAUUAUUUCAAUAGGGUGUACGAAUUGCUGAAGAAGAGGCAAGAGGAAGCCAGGAGGAUCGCUGAGAGGCAAGAAGCUCCCGGUUGCGACGAUUCGUCGUCUUCUAAUUACACGGAGAAAGUGCAGAGGAGGAAGCUUCGACGCAGGAAAAAGGAGCGCGGUGUGCAAGGCGAGGAAGUCGUAACCGUGCCUCCAGCGAGCGGAGGUCAGGAGAGUUGGAAAGUGCAAACGCUUUCUUUGAACGGCGAAUCGGCGAGUGGCAAUCGUCGGAAAGGUUGUCGUAGCCAGCUGCAAACAGUAUCCACGGGGAAACGCACACGACCGGCACCACCGCCGCCUCCACCGAUAUCCUGCAAGGUCAAUGCCAAGGACAUCGACAAGUACUUCGACUGGCCGAACAAGGAGAACACGCCCGGUAAUGCCGUGAACGGGGUCGAGGGAACGAUCGAGGGUAAACUCGAAAACGAAGAAACGAUCAUGGGCUCGAAUCUGAGUCGACACAACGGCAAGGGCCUGAAUGGCCGGAGAACGCAGUCCUCUGGGAAUCUAUGCGAUCCUAAGGGAAAAUUGAACAGCGUGGGGAAGAUCCUGGUGCCUUGCUCCAGUGCGCAGAGGGAAAGAUACAAAUUCUGCGGCUCCUUGCCUAAUCACCUAGACGAUAAAGAUAUGCUGGACGAUGAUCCAAAAGAAAAUAAUAACACGAUGACUGAUACCAUGGGUGGAAAUCUCGGUGGAACAUUGCCACACAAAAAACGAUCGUUGGGCGUUCAUUUUUCUGAUGGUGGACCAACUGGCACUCUAGACCUUGUGAAACAUCGAUCGCAGGACUCUUUAGACGAAAAUGAUCCUUGGAGAUAUCAGCAGAGCGACCUUGAUCUAGUGAGGUGUCGACACGGGAAUUUCGAUUCGGUGAGGAGAAAUCGCAGCGUGGACACGGUGUCUGGCGAUUCGACGAGGAGAUACGGUCGCGGGGUCUCUGUGGAAGACAGGUGUCACCGUAAUUCGGAUCUUGACCUGGUGGGCACGUUGCCUAAGCGAAAGCUGGACAGCAGAAACAGCGGAAAGUCCUCGGAGACUAAUUCCUCCUCUUCCCAACUGUGCAUCCCCGAUGCGACGGACAACGAUUUGUUGAUGCAAAUCGUGCACAAACCUGACUGCGAACUGGUCAGACAUCGACAGCAGCUUAACAAAAGUAUCGAUCUGAAGCUGAGCAAAUUGGCCGGUGGAGAACCGCAGGAUCAAGGUUACGCUUCGGAACGCUCGCCGGAAGAUGAACAUCCACCAUCGAUGCCUGGACAGCCUUUCCCCAAUAUAACACCUGAGAGCACGUUCCGAGUGACGUUACAGAAGAGCAGCCGGGGACUUGGCUUAAGCGUUUCCGGUGGUGGCACCGCCGGACCGGUUAGGGUGAAAAGACUGUUUCCUCAACAACCCGCGGCCUUGUCCAACAAACUUCAACCUGGCGAUAUACUUCUUGCUGCCAAUGGAAUCCCUUUAACUGGCCUCACCAACUAUGAGGCCCUGGAGGUUCUACGAACGACACCCAGUACUGUGGAGCUGGUGGUGUGUCGACUUCCGGGUGAUACGAACGUCACACCACCGGGUGCACCGCCUCCACCUCCGGCUAGGAGAGAACCACCACCACCCUUACGGAUCCUUAACCCCUUGCCGCCUCUUCAAAUCGAACCCUGCGGCGAAUUCGACAUAGAGAUGACGAAGGUCGGUGGUAGCCUGGGUUUCACCCUGAGGAAGGCGGACAGCAGCGCGUUGGGUCAUUAUGUGAGGGCAUUAGUGCGGGAGCCGGCGUUAAGCGACGGCCGAAUUCGACCCGGCGAUAAAAUAGUCGCUGUGGACGGCGCACCAUUGUCGCCAAUGAGCCACGAAGAGGCUGUCCAAUUAUUGCGACAAUGCGGACCCACUGUGAGGCUACGACUUUACAGAGAUCUGGCGCAAACCCCUGUCUCUGCGCUUUCUCCGACUGAACCCGAUCAUCCACUCCGUCCACCGCGGACUAGUUUGAGACAAGAAGCCGUAGACAUGCUCUGCGAUCUAGCAGUUCGAAAACUAUCACCAGGUACAUCGAGUGGUUCCAGUUGCAAACAAUCACCUGGAGCAUCCUGCAAUUCUCCAAGAAGGCUUCGUCGACUUGCCACGCGUACGGCUAAUGCUGAUAAUGAACAAGAAACUCUGGAGAAGCAUUCAGGCGUGCAAACGACAUCCACGGCCAGCCAAGCAGAGACAUCCGAUUCCGACCAGUGUUCGAUCAGAACGCAGAUAACAAAUUCCCAACCGAACACACCUGGAACAGACAUAAUCGAUCCGCCGCCGUUGUACGACGUUUGCGAUUCCAGUGAUUCCUCGAAGGCACCGGCCCGACCGAGUUUCCUCGACUUAUCGGCACCCCAGGGAAAGCCUCAUUUUCAGUUCUGCAGCCUGGACUCGGAUCUCGAGUACCCCGGAGGCGAGCCGAUUAUCGGCGAGGACGAAGUGAACAACGGUACGACGGUCGAUUACCAGAGAAGAACUAUAAACGCGUUGUCCAGCGAUGAACACGACAACGAUCUACCCUCGGAACCAGCCUCCAUGCCACCGGUACUCUCCUCCGCGAGUAGCUCGAGUGCAACCGCGUUCAGUUACAAGAAUCCUGCUUAUCAAAGCGCUAAUCCAGCCUGCGGUGCGGGCAUCGAUACCACAGCGAAGAAUAAGGCUACCCAUUCGAGUGAUCAGGAUAUACCAGGAAAAAUCUUGGGAGCAGAGGAUCCCGGUGGCAGCAAAGGUUUAUUGAAGUGGAAAGGCGUGAUGUUUGCUCCAGAUGAUGGAAUAGAUAAAACAAAAAACAAAGACGAGAAAGUCGGGAAAGACACCACUGAUUCAGCUGUCUCCAAUACAGAUCUUGAACAAGGAACCGAGGUGUUCAUGGUAGAGCUGACACGUGGAUGGAAUAGCCGAUUAGGAUUUAGCUUACAACCGGAAGGAAAUCGUACUGUCAUAUCCGUGGUACAUCCGGACAGCGUUGCAGCCAAAGAUGGAAGGCUCAAACAAGGGGAUGUACUUAUGAUGGUAAACGAUGAGAGUGUUGAGCACAUGUCAACGGCUGAUAUAAUAGAUCUAUUGCGUAAAAUAAGAGGUUCCAUAGGUAUCACGGUGAUGAGACGAAAUAAACGAGAAAAUGUAACGUGACGCUAGUCAGGUGUAUAAUUGAAGAGUCUAUUUAAAAAAAAAGAGAGAAAGAAAAGAAACACUGUAGUUCAUCACAACCACAUGUUUUUCGUUUCGUAAUGAAGAUCAAUUCCUUGCAAUUCGUUUAUAACUUAUUAUAAUUCUUUAUGAAUAAAAAUAUAAACGAACGUGUCGAUCGAGUGCAAUACACAUGUAUGUAUAUUAACUUAACUGUGAAUAG
Osmia bicornis bicornis is the source of this 6692-nucleotide messenger RNA. RefSeq lists its product as uncharacterized. Gene Ontology annotation, molecular function: protein binding. The record is from RefSeq and is a predicted model, not a curated record. NCBI's taxonomy places the organism in Eukaryota, Metazoa, Arthropoda, Insecta, Hymenoptera, Megachilidae. The coding region runs from base 1364 to 6472 and encodes 1702 amino acids. The transcript is spliced from 12 exons.